Molecule: messenger RNA, 1042 nt
Organism: Notodromas monacha
Lineage: Eukaryota; Metazoa; Arthropoda; Ostracoda; Podocopida; Cyprididae
Source: the annotation of a GenBank genome assembly
AUGGCAGUGGAAGUGGCGUUGACGAACCACCUGGUGUUCGGGUCGAUUCUCAACACGAUCCUUUUGACCACUGACCUUUUAUUGAUUGAUCUUGACCGUGACGCCGAGGAUUUCUUCAGAACCCUUCGAGGCAAGUACAGUGGACUCUUAUUGGUUAACAAACUUGCUUACGGUUCCCGACAAGAACUUCUUACUCCUGGACAUGAUGAAACUCCAAUGUCAGUCAACCGAGCUUUUGGGUCAUCACCACCACAACACAAUUUUGAGGAAGGUUUCAACCCAGAACUCACCACUUUGGACCUCGAAUAUCUGCCAAAAGAUCAGCUGACGUAUGGAGAACAGGCAGAAAACGCCAUCGAGGAAGUGGAAUAUUUGCUGGCACAUUCCGGAUGGAAAUUGUCUCACAAUCGCGGCGGAGCAACGAGCAGAGUCGAUGCAACACCACAAGAACUGUUGCAAGAAUUCUGGCUCAACGGCGACAACGCGCCAAAUUGGAACUCUGACAUUACUCAUUCCGAGACUCUCGAGGAUCUCAACCCGAGUUUGACAAUUGGCUACAAAAUUUCAGGCCCACUUGCUGGAGGUUCAGUUAGUUCCAGAGACUUUCUGUUGGUGACAGCUCGCAAAAAAAUCGUUGACUCCUACUUCAUUGUGUAUGAAAGCACAACCCAUCAAAAGGACCCCAAGAACCCAGACUAUGUCAGGGCAACCAAUGGACCCAGUGGCUUUGUCUUCAAACCUGCCUAUGAAGAUGGGAAGCUGAUGACUGACAUGGUCUGGUUGCUCAACCUUGACAUGCACAUGCCAUCAAUUGUGCCAACAGCCAUAGUUGAGAAGAUGCUGCCUUUGAACAUGAUGAAGUACAUGAAGCAGCUCAAGAAACAUGUGGAAGUCAUGAAAUCCACAAAUACUUAGUCUUUCAGAAUGAAGUGUUGCUUAGUAAAACAUUGUCUUGUUGACAGUCCUCUCAAGUGGUGAAGUUUCUUUGUACCAUUGACUUUCAAAGGUUCCUUCCAGGAUAUCUUGAGUCCAAUUCCAGAGA